Mesorhabditis spiculigera is the source of this 309-nucleotide messenger RNA. The record is from the annotation of a GenBank genome assembly. NCBI's taxonomy places the organism in Eukaryota, Metazoa, Nematoda, Chromadorea, Rhabditida, Rhabditidae.
AUGGCCAAGGCCAACGGGACACGUCACCGUGUCCUCGCCGAUUCCCCCGUUUAUCCCCUCGAGGAGAAGUUGAAUGCCGUCGAAGCGGCGCUCGAUAUACGGGCGGCGGAAAAUGCCAACGAAGCUGACAACGAGCGAUUGCUGCUGGUUCUCAACCCGCAGCUGGAGCAAGUCGAACCAGCCCCACUCGACAAUGUGUCUGUUGAACAGCUGGACGCUAUCGAGAAGCAGCUCGAGUCUCUGAAGUGCCCGCUGGCGCCGACCGAGUACCAUCACAAGUCCAGGCUCAGCUCGACAAGAUCGCAGAGC